CGAACAAGCAAGAGAAAGUGAUGCAACAAAUCGAAAGUUCACGCACAUGACCACCCACCUGCCCCUUCUCGUUCUCCCGAAUUCGGUCGAUCCCUUCAUUUCUUGUUCGCCGUCAUCGUCCCCCAAAUCACCAGACUGCGGAGAUCGCUAGGGUUUCUUCCUCUCGGCGCUGUUGCUUCGUGGAUUUACCCAUCUUAAGCCGCCGCUUCCUAGGAUUUGGCCUCUCUCUCUCCGACUUUUCCGCUUCGCUCCGAAAUCUUGAAACCUCUCGUUGGAAUUCCGCGUGUUAUUUCAAUGGAUUAUGGCGGUGGAGCUGCGUACCCUGGUAGCAAUGCCAUCGCAAUCAUCCCGGACGCCUCCGGCCCUCCCGAUUCCUGGCCCCCGGGAGGAAACGACCAGCCAAUGUGGGCGACCGACGACGAUUACCGUUCUUGGAGCGGAGACCCAUCCGCCGACGCCGCCUCCAACUCCGCUUACGACGGCCGCCUGUCCCGGUCUCGGGCUGGUAGUGAGCAGCCCCCGGGCAAGAAAGGUCGGAACUCCCAAGCGGAUGCCCAGGGUGGUAGCAGGACUACCACUUCCAAGGCCAUCGGGAAGAUGUUCUUUAAGACGAAGCUUUGCUGCAAGUUCCGCGCCGGGACUUGCCCUUACAUCACGAACUGCAAUUUUGCUCAUGGGAUCGAGGAGCUCCGCAGGCCGCCGCCAAACUGGCAAGAAAUUGUGGCGGCUCAAGAGGAAGGCUCCUCCGAGCCCAGAGAAGAACGUCGGAUACCGACGAUGAACUCAUCGGUCGUGGCUGGGGAGUCCGAGAGAUCUUAUAAAGGACGGCGGUGUAAGAAGUUCUACACCGAAGAGGGCUGCCCGUAUGGGGAUAGUUGCACCUUCAUCCAUGAUGAGCAAUCCAAGGCUCGGGAGAGCGUGACGAUCAGUCUGUCGCCCAUGGUUGGAGGCAGCGGACUAGGGGGAGGUGCGAAUGCGCCGAUUCAGAAACCUUCAAAUUGGAAGACGAGGACUUGUCACAAGUGGGAGAUGACUGGGUAUUGCCCCUUUGGCAACAAGUGCCACUUUGCUCAUGGUGCAGCAGAACUACACAGGUAUGGUGGGGGUCCUGUGGAAACAGAAGGUAGAGAUGCCUCCUUGGUUGUUUCAGACUCUAAGCAUGGUGGGGUACACACAAAGUUCCCCCCAUCGGAUGCUUCUGUUGCUUCAAACAGUUCAGUUCCUCAUGCUGAUAUGUAUCAUAUUGGCGUCCCUUCUCAGAGGUCCGCCGGUGUCGUACAGAGGCAGGGGCAGAGGUCAGUUGGAAAAUGGAAGGGGCCUGACAAAAUUAGUAAGAUAUAUGGUGACUGGAUUGAUGACAUAGAGUAGAACCUUGUGCGAUGCACCUGCAGACAUAAUAGUCACUUGUUUUCAUUUUAGCUAUUGGUUCACGAUGAAAGGUAAUGUUUGUGUUUUGUGGAGUACCAAAGGCAAGAGAGGUUACUGAUGCGAAGUAGGGUAUCUUUUGGCAUGAUUAUCUAAAACAUGGGAAAUCUGAAGAUCAUAGUAGAAGAAGCAAGUGAAAUCACUUGAUGCUUCUUGUGCUAGAUUUUAUGGACACAAUUGCUUCGACAUAGCUUAUUGUUUUGCACCAUUUACUGUUGCAAAAAAUUCUGCUAACAUGGCAUGACAUUUUUUUUAGUACAGAAAGAAGGAUCAUUUGAUUUCAUGACGGGGGCAAGGUGCUUAUACUCUUUCAUUGGUUCUCUGUUUGCUGUGGUUGAUCCAGAAUAACUCAGUAAAGGAUUUGAUCUUGCCAGACAUCAAAGGUAUAUGGUCGGCUGCAGGAAUGCUUCUACACUGACAUAUAUUGCCUCUUUUGUUUUUGCUGCAACUGAACUGUUUCAGUAAUGUUUGUGUCAGUUUGUUUGUGAACUAAAUUGAACUGUAUUCCAGGGAUUUUUUAUUUUGUUCCAUUAGGAUUUUGUUAAUCUCA
Molecule: messenger RNA, 1975 nt
Organism: Musa acuminata AAA Group (dessert banana)
Lineage: Eukaryota; Viridiplantae; Streptophyta; Magnoliopsida; Zingiberales; Musaceae
Product: zinc finger CCCH domain-containing protein 56
Exons: 2
Coding region: 295-1368 (357 amino acids)
Molecular function (GO): mRNA binding; metal ion binding
Source: RefSeq, a predicted model, not a curated record